AUUUCUUUUUCCAAAAGAAAUCCAUAAAAAUUUUUCUGUUGCUCACCUAAAAUUACUCCUUAAUUAAAUGGAAAUUGUCUAACUUACUCUUUUAAUUAUUAAAUACUUAUUCAACUUUUGAUAGUAAAUUACAUAGAAAAGUUAAAGAAUACAUAGUACAAUAUGACAUCUGAUUUGAAUCAACAAUUAGGUAAUCUUAGUGUUCAAGAUACUCAUAGUGCUUCAGGAAAUAUUUCUGAAGGCAAUGGUAAUGGAAGAUCUCAAUAUGUUCCACCUCAUCUUCGUAAUUCUCGUGGAGGAGGUGCUGGAGCUGGUAGUGGAAAUGAUGAAGGUUAUCGUCGUUCUAAUUCAUAUAAUGGUAAUAAUAAUGGUUAUGGAAAUGGUAAUGGUAAUGGUUUCCGUAGAUCUGGUAGUGGUACUGGAUUUGGAGGAUCUAGUGGAUCAUAUUCUUCAAAUGGUUAUGGAAAUCGUAGUUAUUCAAAUGGAGGAAAUCGUGGAGGUUUUGGUGGUGGAAGAUUUGGUGGAUAUCAAAAACCUGGUGUUGGUAGAUGGACUGAUGGUAAACAUGAACCAUCUGCUCGUAAUGAAAGUUUGGAAUUAGAAUUAUUUGGAACUUCUGAAGAUACUUCUUUUCAAUCUUCUGGUAUUAAUUUCGAUAAUUAUGAUGAAAUCCCCGUUGAAGCUUCUGGUGAAGGAGUUCCUGAACCAAUUAGUUCAUUUACUGCUCCUCCAUUAGAUCCUUUAUUAGUUGAAAAUAUUACUUUAAGUAGAUUUUCUAAACCAACUCCAGUUCAAAAAUAUUCUGUUCCAAUUGUUGCUGGUGGUAGAGAUUUAAUGGCUUGUGCUCAAACUGGUUCUGGUAAAACUGGGGGAUUUUUAUUUCCAGUAUUAUCUGAAUCUUAUAUGAAUGGUCCAGCUCCAAUUCCAGAAAGUCAUGGAGCUUUCUCUUCAAAUAAAGUUUAUCCAACUAUUUUAGUUAUGGCUCCAACAAGAGAAUUAGUUUCUCAAAUUUAUGAUGAAGCUAGAAAAUUCAGUUAUAGAUCAUGGGUUAAACCUUGUGUUUGUUAUGGAGGUGCUGAUAUUGGUCAACAAAUUAGAAAUUUAGAUAAAGGUUGUGAUUUAUUAGUUGCUACUCCUGGUCGUCUUAAGGAUUUAUUAGAAAGAGGUAGAGUUUCAUUAGCUAAUAUUAAAUAUCUUGUAUUGGAUGAAGCUGAUAGAAUGUUAGAUAUGGGGUUUGAACCACAAAUUAGACAUAUUGUUCAAGAAUGUGAUAUGCCAGGAGUUAAUGAUAGACAAACUUUAAUGUUUUCUGCUACAUUCCCAAGAGAUAUUCAAAUGUUAGCUAGAGAUUUCUUAAAAGAUUAUAUCUUUUUAUCUGUUGGUAGAGUUGGUUCUACUUCAGAAAAUAUUACUCAAAAAGUUUUAUACGUUGAAGAUGAAGAAAAGAAAUCAGUAUUAUUAGAUUUAUUAACGGCUGGUGAUCAUGGUUUAACCAUUAUCUUUACUGAAACUAAAAGAAUGGCUGAUAAUUUGGCUGAUUUCUUAUAUGAUCAAGGAUUCCCUGCCACUGCUAUUCAUGGUGAUAGAUCUCAAUAUGAAAGAGAAAAGGCCUUGGCAGCAUUUAAAAAUGGUUCUGCCCCAAUUUUAGUGGCUACUGCUGUGGCUGCUAGAGGGUUAGAUAUUCCAAAUGUUGCUCAUGUUAUUAAUUUUGAUUUACCUUCUGAUAUUGAUGAUUAUGUCCAUAGAAUUGGUCGUACUGGUCGUGCUGGUAAUGUUGGUAUUGCCACUGCCUUUUUUAAUAGAAACAAUAAAAAUAUCGUUAAAGGUUUAGUUGAAUUAUUAAGUGAAGCAAAUCAAGAAGUUCCUGAUUUCCUUACUAAGAUUGCAAGAGAAGGAUCUUUUGGUAAAAUGGCUCCAGGUCGUGGAGGUCGUGGAGGUUCUUCAAGAGGUGGAGCUACUAGAGAUUAUAGAAGACAAGGUUCUUCAUCUGGUAGUGGUAGUGGUUGGGGUUCAUCCUCUUCAUCGGCUGGAGGUUGGGGUAAUUCCUCUGGUGGGUAUGCUUCCAACAAUGGUGGUUAUACUGCUCCAACUCCUCGUUAUGAUAACUCAUCAUAUGGUAACCCAUCUAGUACCAAUUCAUGGUGGUAAACGUGACAUUGAGUUGUCACUACUUUACUACUACACUAAUUACUGCUGCUAGUAUUAUUUUUUUAUCCCAUCAUUAUCAUUAUCAUUUAUCAUUUUUCACUUAACAUUUUUAUAUAUCGCUAUUACUCUAACCAACUCCAUGUCUGGGUCUUAUAAAGUAUUUUUAGUCAAAGAAAAAGGAAAGAAUAAAGAGAGGAGACAUCACUAGGAUAUUCAAUUCUUAAUUGAACUUUUGGAAUAUCCCUAACAAAUUGUCAUUGUCCUUGCUUACCACAUUAUAUUAUUAUAUUCAAUUUUGCAUUAAUUGCUUUCAGUUUGUUUUUUGCUACGUUCUAUUUAUUUAUUCUCGGGUCUAAUUGUUUUCAAAACUAUUUCAAUUCGUCCACUAAACCAAU
Messenger RNA from Scheffersomyces amazonensis, 2543 nucleotides. RefSeq names its product DEAD-box ATP-dependent RNA helicase (gene DED1). The coding region runs from base 163 to 2148 and encodes 661 amino acids. Gene Ontology annotation, cellular component: nucleus. Lineage: Eukaryota; Fungi; Ascomycota; Pichiomycetes; Serinales; Debaryomycetaceae. Gene Ontology annotation, molecular function: RNA helicase activity; RNA binding; ATP binding. The record is from RefSeq and is a predicted model, not a curated record. The transcript is spliced from 2 exons.